AUGGGUACUCUGAGAAAGUUUCGGGUUAAUGAGAUAGUACUGCUUGCAGAUGAAAUACUGCGGCGGGAUGAAUGGUCCCUGGCGAUCAUCAGAGAAUGCCUCCCGGACGAGGAUGGGCUCGUACGCACGGUUAAGGUGAGAACGGCAGCCGGCGAAACCCUGCGAGAUAUCCGCCGAAUCUGCAACCUGGAGGAAGAAGAAGCAGAAUCGACGGGGAACCCAAGCAGCGGAGGAAUACUCCGAGUUGGUGAAGGAGGCACUGUGAGUCAUGCAGAGCGGCUUGUGGUUAAUCUCCUGAGCCACACGUGA
This is a messenger RNA of Echinostoma caproni, 309 nucleotides long. The record is from the annotation of a GenBank genome assembly. NCBI's taxonomy places the organism in Eukaryota, Metazoa, Platyhelminthes, Trematoda, Plagiorchiida, Echinostomatidae.